AUGAUUAAAUCCGGAGUUUCGCUUCUGCUGCUGUGGUCGCUGUGCUCGACCGGAGGCAUAGGACCCAGCAGUGCUACUACACCCGAUCUAAAUACGCCCAAUCUCAAUGGCAGGGAACCAAAUACUAAUAGGGCGGAAGAAGGGUCAGGCGCAAGUUUAAAAUGGUUAAUGGCGGAGAGGAGAGAAAACAUUGGCGAGGCUGGAAACCCGCCAUACAAAAGACAAAGACGAACGAAGGCUAUGGAUCCGGUCCUCUUGACGACACCGGCACCGAUUCCAUGGGAUACGCCCAUCUUGAAAAAACACAGACUACAGGCCCGACAAGACGACGACGACGAUGACCGCCCUCCACCACCACCACCUGGUGCACCACCGCCGGGACCGCCGCCUGGACCGCCGCCGCCGUGUCUCCCCGGAGUAUCAAACGACAUCGCGAUCAGUGUUUCGUUCAGCGUAGCGCGCGACGUGUCGUCCCAGUUCCAGGCGUCACUCGCGACCGUCAUGGUAUCCGCAUCGAGCGCCAUCGAGGCCGCGCAAAAAUCUGGCUUCGCCGCCGGACUCGCGUCAGCUACCGCGACGAACGGGGCUUCCGCAACCGCGGAGCCAACUACGACAGGUGACCCGGGCACAAUAGCAGAUCUCCAGGCGAGUUACAGUAGGGCUAUAGAGGAAGCACAAGCUGUGGCUAGUAGUAGUGCGCAGGCCGCAGUGGAGGCCGCCAGUGCUAGCGCAAGCGCUGCCAUGGCCGCAUGCGGUGGCUCAAGCCUUACGCCGGGACAAAUCGGCGGUAUCGUCAUAUCCAUGGCGGCCGUGACUUCGAUUCUUUCCGCCCUGGCUACUUUCUUCUUCAUGCGCCGGAACGCUAAGAAGCAAGAGUUCAAAAGCAAAUACGACCCCGACUCGCCGCCUGACUCCAGGCAUGAGAACCUCAUUGCGCCAUCCGGUUUGGCCCCCAAAGAGGUGACAUCCUCCGGCCAGGUGUUCGGAGCCGCAGUCACAACCAAGGGCCACCAACGAGCCGCGACGUUAGGCGCCAAUUUCGCGCCCGACAUGAAGCAGAGGCCGCCAGACUCUCAGCACCCAGCAAUGUCGUAUAGCGUGCGGCCCCUAUCCGAUGGGGGCAAUCCCAUCUUCCCCGUAUCUCCUUUGAGUACUGUGAAGGAACAGAGCCUCGCAAACCGGGACAGUUCGCUGUUCGAAAACAGGCACAUGCCCUUCCCCGACGUAGAUGAUCCGAGUUGGUCAGAGAUGCCUACGGUUCAGCUAUCGCUCGCGCGCAAGCCAAGCCGCACAGGCGGACAGCGCGUGCAACUUGUUCGCGUUGGCAGCGAGCGAUCGGCAAGGGAACGAUCUGAGUCGUUGUCCAGCCCGCUGGCGUUGAACCCCAUAUACACGGAGCCAAUGGACUCGACCAUACAUACAGCAAAAGAUGGCGAGAACAUCUCUACACCACCACAAGCGUCUUCCCCGUUACAAGUCCAGGCACCGAUUCCGAGGCGACCUGUUGAUUACGGUUCCCUCGAGAACGGCACGGGUUCUCGUACUCUUGUGUAGUUCACUUCUUAAAACAUAAAAAUCAGUAGACCAAAUAGUAAAAAUAGUAAAGACCGUAAUGACCCAACCGGAAAUUUAGCGUGACGUCUUUAAGUAAGGGAUCUGUUAAUCAGCAGCAUGGUGUUCGUUGGUAACAAGCUCUCCCGGGUUUCGGGGGCCAGCCAACACCACGACUAAACAUUCUCAACGAUUACUAGCUGUUCUUUAUGCUGGUUUUUUUUAUAGGGUGGUUGUAAUAGGCCAACAUAUGUAAUUAUUUUCUUCUUCUUCUGUAGCUUCUGCUC
This is a messenger RNA of Hypoxylon fragiforme, 1838 nucleotides long. RefSeq lists its product as uncharacterized. NCBI's taxonomy places the organism in Eukaryota, Fungi, Ascomycota, Sordariomycetes, Xylariales, Hypoxylaceae. The record is from RefSeq and is a predicted model, not a curated record. The transcript is spliced from 2 exons. Bases 1 to 1554 code for a protein of 517 amino acids.